Molecule: messenger RNA, 3207 nt
Organism: Brachypodium distachyon (stiff brome)
Lineage: Eukaryota; Viridiplantae; Streptophyta; Magnoliopsida; Poales; Poaceae
Product: transcriptional corepressor LEUNIG
Exons: 19
Coding region: 219-2858 (879 amino acids)
Cellular component (GO): nucleus
Molecular function (GO): protein binding
Source: RefSeq, a predicted model, not a curated record
UUCUCUCUUCCCUGUUCAUCUGUUUUUAUUCCGUUCUUCUAUUCCACCCCCCUCCCCUCUUCCCCUUAUUAAAUCAUCAGGCACCUACUUUCUCUCCUCUCGUAUAGAGUUCUUUUUAAAGAAUCAACUUGCGUUUCGGCCCGCAAAGUGGACUCCUGAUUGGAUUUGGAGCAGAAUUGUGGGCUGCGAGGAGGCGGAGGAGGAAGAAGCGGCCAUCCAUGGCGCAGGAUACAUGGGAAGCAGACAAGAGCUUGGAUGCGUACAUCUAUGAUUACCUGGUGAAGAGGAACUUGCAGAACACUGCAAAGGCAUUCCUAGCCGAAGGCAAUGUGUCUACAGAUCCUGUUGCAAUCGAUGCACCGGGGGGUUUCCUAUUUGAGUGGUGGUCGGUCUUCUGGGAGAUCUUCAUUGCAAGGACGAAUGGCAAGCACUCUGAAGAUGCUGCUUCGUACAUCGAGACACAGAAGAUUAAAGCUCAAGAGCAGCAGGCAUUACGGCAGCAGCAGCAUCAACUUGCUCAUUCCCAGCAGUCACCACACCAGAUCCAAACACAGCAAGUCCUGCUACAGAGACAUGCACAACAGCAACAGCAACAACAACAACAUCCCCAGCAGGAGCAGCAGCCAUGCCGCCAGCAGAAGCAACAGCAGCGUAACGAAAGCAGUUAUUUGCCUACAAGUUCUCAGAAUUGUUCAGUAUCUGCUGAUCCAAUAACACGACAAAAUACUGCUGCCGCAAGUUCUUUGUCUGCAAAGAUGUAUGAUGAGAGAAUGAAGAUUUCUUCUCAGAGGGAUGCUUUAGAUGAGGCAUUAAUAAAGCAAAGGUAUACUGAAAACAUUGAGCAGCUGCUGGAAUCAAACCAGGCAUCUAUGCUGAAGUCCACCGCAAUGUCAGCUCAGGCUUCAGGGAAAAUAUUUCAAGGAUCUGCUGGUGGCAUACCAGGUAGUUUCCAGCAAGCUCAGGCCAGGAGCCUGCAGCUUCAGGGAUCAACACAGGAAAUCAAGGCAGACACAAAUGGUGCUCUAAAUUUUAGUGCUGCAGGAGCAGACGGAUCUUUACUUGGAGUACCAGGUGCUAAUCCUGCGGGGCACAAUUUGACCUUGAAAGGCUGGCCUCUUACGGGUUUGGAUCAGCUUCGAUCUGGAUUUCUCCAACAGAAAUCUUUUAUGCAGUCUCCCCAACCGUUACACCAUCUUCAGUUUCUCACUCCACAACAGCAACAACUUCUACUUCAAGCACAACAAAAUAUAGCAUCUUCGCCUGGAGAGAUGGAUGGCAGAAAGCUUCGGAUGCUUCUGAACAGUCGAAACAUGUUUUCUGGAAGGGAUGGUCAAUCAAAUGCAUUCACAGAAAUUAUUCCUAGUGUUGGGCCUUCAUUGCAAAACAUAUAUUCACCUGUGCAGCUCAUGGAGACAGAUAUUCUAAUGAAGAAAGUAGCAGCUUUGCAGCAGCAACAACAAAACAGCAGUCAGCAACAGCUCCUUCAACACCCAUUACUAUGUCAGGAACCACAAAGCUCAAACCACCACCCAAGCAAUCAUGGAAAGUUGGUAUCCGGAAGUGUUACUAUGGGUGGAAGCUUGUGUAAUUCCUCCCGUGGAAAUGAACAGGUUUCCAAGAAUCAAAAUGGGCGAAAGCGCAAACAGCCUAUCUCAUCAUCUGGUCCAGCUAACAGCUCUGGUACCAUGAAUACUACUGGCCCCUCCCCCAGCUCUAUACCCUCAACCCCAUCCACAGAUACUCCAGGAGACACCAUGUCAAUGCCAUUAAUACACAACAAUGCUAGUAUAUCAAAGGCGGUAGUUGUGUUUGGUGCUGAUACCCCAGGGACAAGGGAAUCACCAGCGAACCAGAUUGUUGACAUGGAUCGUUUCGUGGAGGAUGACUGCUUGGGAGAUAAUGUGGGCUCGUUCUUGCCUCAUGCUGCCGCUGCUGGUCUAAGAGAUGCACGCAGUCGUUGUAUGACUUCUACUAAAGGAUUCACCUUCCGAGAGAUCUCUUCAGCUCGAGCAAGCACAAACAAGGUCGUAUGCUGCCACUUCUCAUCAGAUGGAAAGCUACUUGCUACUGGGGGUCAUGAUAAGAAGGCGGUCCUGUGGCAUGCUGAAACCUUAAAACAGAAUUCAAUAUUGGAGGAGCAUUCUCAUCUGAUAACUGAUGUGCGGUUCAGCCCAAGCGUUCCACGUGUUGCUACAUCAUCAUUUGACAAAACUGUCAGGGUCUGGGAUGUCGACAAUCAAGGUUAUUCAAUUCGUACGUUCACUGGACACUCAGGAUCUGUUAUGUCAGUGGAUUUUCACCCAAACAAGGAUGACCUCAUUUGUUCUUGUGAUGGGGAUAGUGAGAUACGAUUCUGGAGCAUCAACAACGGAAGCAUUGUUCAAAUUUUCAAGGGAGGCUCGAGCCAGCUGAGAUUUCAGCCACGCCAUGGUGCAUUUCUUGCAGCAGCUUCAGAAAAUGUUGUGUCUAUACUGGAUGUGGAAACACAAACUUGCGUGAGGAGAUUUGAGGGUCACACAGAGCAUGUGGGUUCACUGUGUUGGGAUCCCUCUGGUGAAUAUGUUGUUUCUGCCAGUGAAGACACGGUAAAGGUGUGGUCUUUGAAUUCUGGGAAUGAGGAGAACUGUGUGCAUGAACUCAAUAGCAGCGGGAGCAAGUUCCAUUCGUGUGCUUUCCACCCUUUAUAUCCAUCUUUGCUCAUCAUUGGUUGUUACCAGUCUCUUGAGCUGUGGGACAUGUCGGAGAACAGAAGUAUGACUGUUGCUGCACAUGACGGCCUCAUCUCUGCCUUGGCCUCGUCGAGCUCCGGUGUGGUUGCUUCCGUAAGCCAUGACAAGCACGUCAAGCUGUGGAGAUGAACCGUUCCCAAGCUCGCCGUGCUCUGAUCCGUACCUGUGGAUCUGCUCUUUUAGUCGCAGCUGAAUGUCUGCCAACCGCUCUGGUGCUGAACAAUCUACAUAGUAGUCCCCGUCUUAUGCAGCCUACUGCUUAACUGGAUAUAUAAGGUUUAUCGCAGUAAAAUCUUUUGUUAGCCCUGGUACUCUGGGAGGGUGGAUUACUAGUGGUAGUCUACCCAGCUUUUGUAUAGAAAAGGAGGUUAUAUUUGUCAGGUUCACACCUUGCAUCCAUGAACCCUGAAAUGGUUAUGGUCAUACGGCUGCAUCUUUGGUCUGGAUGAUGAAUCGCUAGUCGUUUUAUCAUGUGAAA